Messenger RNA from Xiphophorus couchianus (Monterrey platyfish), 1708 nucleotides. RefSeq names its product Yip1 domain family, member 2 (gene yipf2). Bases 176 to 1093 code for a protein of 305 amino acids. Gene Ontology annotation, molecular function: small GTPase binding. Gene Ontology annotation, cellular component: membrane; Golgi apparatus. The record is from RefSeq and is a predicted model, not a curated record. The transcript has 9 exons. Gene Ontology annotation, biological process: vesicle-mediated transport. Lineage: Eukaryota; Metazoa; Chordata; Actinopteri; Cyprinodontiformes; Poeciliidae.
CUGCCUGACAGCAGCGGCAGUAGACCUGUGUGAAGACUAGCGGUUUUAUGUGCCCUCCCCCGGGACUGCUGAGCCUGGAAAGACGCUUCCCUCCUGAGGUGAAACGUUUUAAUGCGAAGGUGAGCUGCUGCAGAGCGGUUCUGCAUGAAGCUGCUUUGUCUCGUUUAAACGAGCGAUGGCCACUCCAAAUGACCUGCAGUUCCAGGAGUUUGAAGAAGCAGCAGAUCUCCUGUCUGCUGACCCCGGGGCCCCCACACUCAGUAUGUCUGCAUCCAACGACCCCGCAGCCACAGCCGGAGCUCCAGCAGCUGGGGAGGAUGUAAGACUAGACCUGUCUGAGGAUGAGGCUGCUCAGGAGGAGAGUUCAGAGCUUUUAGGAGGACAGAAAUCAGCUGGUGGCUUCUGGACUUUUGAAUACUAUCAGUCUUUAUUUAAUGUGGACACAGUGCAGGUGUUGGACAGAGUUAAGGGCUCUCUGAUGCCGCUACCAGGAAGAAACUUUGUCAAGCACUACCUGAGGAAUAACCCAGACCUGUAUGGGCCGUUUUGGAUCUGUGUGACCCUGGUGUUCUCGGUGGCCAUCAGUGGGAACUUGUCCACCUUCCUCAGUUCACUUGGCGACCCCAGUUAUCACCACAGGCCGCAGUUCCACAGGGUUACCAUAGCUGCGGUGGUGAUCUUCCUGUAUGCCUGGCUGGUGCCGAUUGGUCUGUGGGCGUUCUUGACCUGGAGACAGGGCACCGAGCGGCAGGUCGGAGGUUACUCCUUCCUGGAGACGGUGUGCGUCUAUGGAUACUCGCUCUUCAUCUACAUCCCGACAUCAAUCCUGUGGAUCAUAUCAUACGAGUGGCUGCGAUGGACGCUCAUCGUCGUUGCCAUGGUGAUCUCUGGCUCCGUCCUGGUCCUGACCUUCUGGCCCGUUGUCCGGGACGACACCAGAGUAACAGCGGUAGCCACAGUGGUGACCAUCGUGGUGUUACACACUCUGCUGGCCAUCGGCUGUAAGCUAUAUUUCUUUCAAACUUCUGAGCACACACCACCUGCUGCCACUAUAGCCCCACCCAUCCAUCCAACACCUGUCACGGCCCACUGACCAGAGCAGCAGGUGGGAAGGGGGCGGAGCCUAUCAGGAGCGCAGGACAUUAGAUCCAUUCCUGACUGGGAAAGUUUUGGAAAGGUGAAAUGAAGUUGACAUGUGAAGUUAAAAAGCAGCUUUUUCUACUGUUAUCUGUCAUGAAGUGAUGCAUGGAGAGGGUCCAACAUGGCCGCCGUUCCCCUCUGGUGAAAACAGAGCAACUUAAACUCUCAGUAAGUGGAGAUCUGCUUUUAGAACUCCCAGGUUCUGGAAUCAGGGGUCCUUCAGUUCUUCCCUGCAUUAUAACCCGAUCGAUCCACACACUGGAGGUGAAUCCACUGACAUUCCUCUUCGUCCUGCUUAGUGAAGCUUGAACAUGCCUGAUGAAGUCGUAGCCGACUGAAUGGAUUCCAGGCCACAUAUUGUUUGUUCUGAAUGUGUUUUAAUAACCUGGAACGGAAACGUAGUGAUGAUGGUGGACCGCCUCCGUCUCCUCUGUUCAGCGCUCACUGUCAGGACUCUAAUUUAAAAAAAAAGUAAAUUCUAAAGUAUGUAGCAGGUUUACAGCUAUUUAUUUUCCUUUGUGGAACUACUGAGACCUACUUUUUGUUAAUAAAUUUAGAAUGAAUACUC